Molecule: messenger RNA, 4580 nt
Organism: Carassius gibelio (silver crucian carp)
Lineage: Eukaryota; Metazoa; Chordata; Actinopteri; Cypriniformes; Cyprinidae
Product: protein FAM124B-like
Exons: 4
Coding region: 290-1744 (484 amino acids)
Cellular component (GO): nucleoplasm
Source: RefSeq, a predicted model, not a curated record
UGCUGGGGUUCAGGCCCCUCGGUUCUUAUUGUCCUCCAGAGAGGGAGGAAAGCCCUUCCCCCGACUCCUCAUAUUUGAGCUGUGCUCUCGGAAGAUAUGAUCCAGUGAUGACUCGAUCUAAAUCAGCUUUUCAAAUGAUAUUUUAGAUGUUUAGCUAGAGUCCCUGUGAUCAUCAUCAUGAAUUAUAAAGGCUGAGGUGACGUCAGCGUGAACUCGACUCCUGCGAACACAAACAGGGUUUAUGAAGCUCAUGUUUAAUGCGGGUUUUGUCCUCGAGUAAAGGCAAAUAAUGCUCCGAGGGCCGCCUCGCUUCACGAGCAGCAGCAGGACGGAGGAUGAGACGCCGGACUCGGGCGCGGAGACCGCGGGAUCUGACUGCAGUAAAAUGUCCUGCAGUAGCACUGACCUCUCGGCUGUCCCGGGUCAGGAGCUCCUUCUGCUCACCAUGCACCUGCUCACCAACCCCGGCACCUCGCUGCUCCUCCAGCACACUCUGGACCGCCUGCUGAAGUGGGUCCGUCCCGGCCUGCGCCUCUUCCACGUGUCUGAGCGGGCCUGUCCUCUUCAUGACUACACCAGAGCUAACCAGUGCCCCUCGGCUGGCCACCCCUCACAUGCCGUCACCAUAUUCUUACACGAGUCUUACGGCGAGGAGCGAAUUCUCAGAGUACUGGACUUCCUGCAGUGUCCGCCCUGGCAGUAUCACCAUACAGAGAGCUGCGGUGCCAGAGAGGCCGGCGUUCACUUGAGCUCCCCGUCCAGCACCCUCCUGAGGCCUUAUCUCCUGCCCAGCCAGGACUUCUACAGCCUGGGUGCAGGGAUGCCGGUGUGGGGUGUGCGGCCGGUGCACUACGGAGAAGAGGUUGUGCGGGUGACUUUGCAUAGCACCUAUGAUAACUUUGAAGACACUGUGCGUUUAUAUGAGACUGUGCUACAGAGGAGGGCAGAAGAGCAGAAGACAGGCUUUUGCUGGUUCACACUGCUCUCAGAAGCAGGCUUCAGCCUACAGCUGGCCAUCAAGCAGCUCUCCCCCGGGGUGCGAGUAGAGCCGUGUUACUCCAUGGUGCUGCAGUUCAGGGUGGGGGAGAUCGGACAGCUCGUGCCCUUACUGCCCAACACCUGUUCGCCCAUCAGCGCCAGCCGAUGGCACACCGAAGACCUGGAUGGCAACAAGAUCCUCUUUCAGGUUACAGCUCCAGCACAAGCCCAAGGCUUCCUGAGGUCUGCGUUUCCUCUGAGCUGUCCGAGGAUGCUCCUGAGGAGCUGUGUAGCUGGCAGACCUCCUUCCACCUCUCCCUGCAGGAGGAAGUCCCAUCUGAAGGAGCACUUUGAGGACCGCUGUGCCCAUAGUAUGAGGUCAGGCACAUGUGGCAGGGAGUGUGCCGGGUCAGACAGCACCCGAAGCUCUCCUCCAGGAAGCUCCUGUUACUCGUCCCAGCGCAGCAGCCCCGCAGGCCUGUCGAUGAACUGGUACGAGCCCAUGAUAACCUCAGAAACCUCCCUAUCCCACCUCCAGCUGGAAGAGGAAGAGCCAGAGAUGAAUGUGGACACGGGUUGUGCUGUGAAGCCGCAGGCUGCUUUAGGAGUGUCUGCUCUGCUGACUCUGUCUAGAGACCUGAAACACGUCCUGGAUGAGCCUCGGUGGGCCCUUGAUGAAAGCACAACGAGUGUCAUAGCAGAGACACAAGCUUCACAAUGCCACAGUCAACAUCAACAUGCACAAGUAGAUGAGUUCUUCAUCUGAAUGUUACUAUUUACUCAUUUCUUUGGAAAAGCAGCAAACAUUUACAUGAAUGCAUUUGCCAAAGCCACUUCACAUUGUACAUUGUGUACAUUGAGUGCAUUCACAUUGUAUAAAUUCAUGCAUUACCCGAAAAUAAAUAGCAAUUUUUUUUUACUUUGACAUAUGAUCAUCCACUCGCAUCGUUGAUUACAUAAUCUUAACAAAUGACAUAAAUAUAAUUUUUAUUUGAAUUUGAUUUUUUCUAUAGGAUUUAUAGUGGCAUUCAAAAGAGAAUGAAAAUGCUUCUAUUUUGCAUAUUAGUACAGAUUUUUCAAUGCAAGUUACAUGAUCAUCAUAACGUUAAACAGAGAUUACCUAACAAAUUUAAGAACAGAUCAUCCUGGGGGGAAGGGAUCUGGGUUAACUACACAGUAAAACCCCCAGUGUUAAAUUAACACUCCCAGUGUUUAUAUAAUCCAUACUCAUAGAGUUUUAAAGUAACAUAAGCAGUGUUAAAGUUAAUGAGAUAAUUAGUUUAGUAAUUGAGUGAUUAUUGAGCAUUAUUGAAGGACAAUUGCAGUUAACUAACUGAAUCACUGAAACAGAGAAACAAGAACAGAAAAAAUAUGAGCAGAUAUGCAAGAACUACUACUGACUUCAGCCCCAACCUUAGAUGAAAUCAACAUAUGAUAUAAAUCAAUAAAUCUCUCCAGAUCUCAGCAGAAGAUGAUUAAACAACUCCACAAACAGCAUACUAACAAGAUUGACUUUAGAUUGUGAUGUUUUAGUGUUGUUAUCAAGUUACCAUUAUCGAGAUCAGUGUUUGCUUAAGUUGAGCUCUUGACGCUUGACUUUAAACACUUGAAAUGAAAGAAAAGAUCUAGAAAAAAAUAGGUGGUGUCUAUGGCUCAGUAAAAACUUUUUCAGCAUAAAAUUACUUGUAUAAUUGACAGCCUUGAGAUUGAUCUGAAACACUUUUGCAACUUAUUCUGAAAUAAAAAUUGAGUUUUAUUUAUUAAACAGACUUCAAGAAUCAGCAUUUGAAUCUCAACAAUGGUGACGAUCAACAUACAGCUCCAUGUUGUAGUGCAUUUUGGGAGCACCAAUCAAAACUCAUCCAUGGCUCCCAGCAUGCUGCAUGAAUAAAUUAUACACCUGAACUGUCUUGGUAUUUCAUUCUCACUAUUUGCUUUUGUUUUGCAAUUUUUGUUGUACUUUUACUAGCAUUUUUGUGACGGUCACAGAUUAUCUUUUUUUUUUUUUUUUUUACUGAAUAUGUUUAUUGUCACCAUUGUUGAGAUUUACUCAUUGAUAAUUGAAGUGUGUACGAUAAUGCAGUUUGAAAUGUUUCAGUCCAAUUUAUUUUUACAAGUUGUUCAAAUGAAUCAUUUAAUUAUUGUGUCAAGCUUUGUAUUUCAGGUGAUUAUUAACCAAAUCAAGCAUUAAACCAAUUUUUAAUGGAGUAAUUAUCAACAAGUGACUGAGUUUAUACACGCGCACAGAGCUACAACAGUUAACACUAAUCACUGUUAUGGUGACACACAUUAGAGUUAAACCUCUGUUUAUUCUCAAUAAAAGCUUUUGUAGAUGUCUAACAGAAAUAAAGUCAGUCUGUUUAGUAAUACGUGGAGCUGGUAAUGCGGUUUGUGUUGAGAUCUCCAGAUAUUUAAUGUCUUCUUUUAUCUUCAAUUGAUUUAAUCUAAGGUUGUGGCUGAAGUCAGUUGUAGUUCUUGUGUUUCUGCUCUUCUCUUUUUCUGUUCUCUUCUUUCCUUCAGUGAUUCUGCUUGUUAACAGGCUUUUUAAGGCUGAAAUUACUUCAUAUUUAAUAUAUACACAGGUUUUGUUGCUCAGAUAAGGUCCAGUUCUGGUUAAUUUCUUUACUCUUGGCUGACAUGUGGCAUUGCUAUGGCCUGCUUGUGGCUCAAAUCUGGCAAACAGAAGCGGUCCGCCCAAGUGCCAUUAUUCCACGCUGCAUGUGGGCCAGAUCAUCUUUCCACGGGUGCAGUACUCUGGGCCGACACAAUGAUGCUAUUUGUGAAAUCAUUAGCACUAAACAUUACAAACUCAGAUUUUCUUUAAUAUUUCCCUCAGAUAGGAUGAUCUUUGUUAGGCAGCCUUCAUUUAUUUUGUGUAAUUUAUUGUGUAGCAUGCAUCAUGUUUAUUUUUCACAUUCUUUAAUCACCCACAAUCAGGGGCGUAGGAUUGGGGGGGGGGGCACCAGGUAUGGUUGUGAAUUUAAGAUACACAAUCUUCCAAGUCAUUAUGAACAUGAACAAUAAUCACACCAUAAUGUGAUUUUAUGGUAAUAAAAAAAUUAUAUAUACACAGUACAGACCAAAAGUUUGGACACACUUUCUCAUUCAAAGAGUUUCCUUUAUUUUCAUGACUAUGAAAAUUGUGUUGUCACACUGAAGGCAUCGAGGGCUAUUUGACCAAGAAGGAGAGUGAUGGGGUGCUGCUCCAGAUGAGCUGGCCUCCACAGUCACCGGACCUGAACCCAAUCCAGAUGGUUUAGGGGUGAGCUGGACCGCAGACAGAAGGCAAAAGGGCCAACAAGAGCUAAGCAUCUCUCGGGGAACUCCUUCAAGACUGUUGAAUAAUAAUAAUAAUAAUUCUUUACAUUUAUAUAGCGCUUUUCUAGACACUCAAAGCGCUUUACAUAGACAGGGGGUAUCUCCUCAUCCACCACCAGUGUGCAGCAUCCACCUGGAUGAUGCGACGGCAGCCAUAUUGCGCCAGAACGCCCACCAAACACCAGCUUACUGGUGGAGAGGAGACAGAGUGAUGAAGCCAAUCAGCAGAUAUGGGGAUUGUUAGGAGGCCAUGAUGGUCGGAGGCUAAUGGGCGAAUUUAGCCA